Messenger RNA from Nasonia vitripennis (jewel wasp), 1619 nucleotides. RefSeq lists its product as uncharacterized. NCBI's taxonomy places the organism in Eukaryota, Metazoa, Arthropoda, Insecta, Hymenoptera, Pteromalidae. The record is from RefSeq and is a predicted model, not a curated record. The transcript is spliced from 4 exons. Bases 468 to 737 code for a protein of 89 amino acids.
GGAAUGUCGUUAAUUACAUGUUAUGCAGACUUCCGAAGAAGACUUCAUGAAUCACGGCUACACACUGCAAGAGCGACUCGCGCUCCGUCAAUAUUAGACUCCAGACGUCGGCAAUCGUUGGAAGAUUUAGCGACAUUCUUGCCUUAAGUAUGCGCCUUCAAGUACAUUCCAUUCGGAGUCUGCGCCAAUAGUCGAAAUUCCCGUCCGAUCUCCCUGCCUCUAUUACGCGCGCAAUUAGCGUUCGCCAGCUGUGCUUCGAAUAAUUAGAGCCUCGCUCAUUCUGUUGACCCGCGGUGCGAGGUUAGCGCGACUUUUAAAGCGACGUCCAUGUGUGUCUGUGUGCUGUGCGUGCACCUAUAUAUAAGGGAUCGAAGACUAGCUGCAAUUCAGUUGAUUGAAGCGUCGAACGAGCGACAACGUGUCGUCGAUAAGUUAAUUUUGCCGAGCCAACGAGAAAUUCGCGAAAAAUGAUGAAAACGAAAAGUUUGUCGCUGUUUGGAGGGCUGAUUAUUUUUUGUUUGAUGGUCGACAUGGCGAUUGCAGCACCGCUGAAAGAUGAUCAGGAUAUCAUAGCGAACAGCGAGACUAGGAAUUAUGGAUUUCCCUUCUACUGGUUCGUCAGACCAGUUUAUGAGGACGAGGACGAAGAUAAUGGUUACAGAGCGCCAUCUGUUAACUCGAAUACAAAAAACUCGGCGCACUCGUUUGUCGAAGUCGGAUCUGGUUGGGGUCGCUGAUUUCAGUCAAAUUUGAUAAGUCGUGAUGAUAUCACUGUUCAAAUGUAUAUAGGUUCUGACUGUAGUAGAAUAAGAUUUUUUUAUUUAUGUAUCACAGUUAAAAAACAAUAACGAAGUAAAGUUGCGACUCACACAAUUAAGAUUAAUUAGCGCCAAUGUAACUCAAGUUAUUCUCUUUAAAGCAUACUAACAGAGUAACAUUCUCGAAACAUUAUACAUCAGACUGCUAACUUUUUUUCAAAUAUUGGCUCAAAGUCGUUGAAAUCGAGAGGAUAUAAAGAGCUUGCUCCUUCUUCCAGUUAACAGUUGACCUGAAAUUCAAGUGAGUUUCAGACGUUCGUAUGAGAAAAAUGACUAUUUACCAGCAUUUGAUAGUUUGUUUACUUUUCUUAUGCUUCAUGGCUGUUGAUUCUGUGCCUAUCGAAUAUAUUGGUAUUUUUCAAUUUUGCAGAAGUCGAUCAAGACCCUUGGCAAAAAAUGGUUGUACGCCAAUUUUUCGUCCCAUUUUACGUGGUGCCUGAAGAAAAUCGACCGCUUUAUCAAAAUAAUUAUUACAAUCAACAACAUCGACCAUCGAUCUUCGAAUACCCUGCCGUGGAGUCAUCAACAAGAGACAAAAAAGGUAUAUCCGAUUUUGGAGCCAGCUAUGGAUUUUAUCCCGUUGGAUUAGCAAUUUUUUCGAACGGUGUACGAAGUAAUUUAGAAAAUGUGGACAACUCUGACAUUGAAAAUCUUGAUGCUAAAAUUGGUCAUGUGAAUGUAUAAUUUGAGUCAAAUAUUAUGUAGUACUGUAAAAUAGUUUAUCAGUAGCCAUUUUUAAUUUUAAUACUUGUUGUUAUUACUGGAGUUUAACUUUUUUUAAAUAAAUAAUUUAAUGAUUUA